Linum trigynum is the source of this 4361-nucleotide messenger RNA. The record is from the annotation of a GenBank genome assembly. NCBI's taxonomy places the organism in Eukaryota, Viridiplantae, Streptophyta, Magnoliopsida, Malpighiales, Linaceae.
GCAUACUCUUGCAGGUUGGUGCUUCUCCCGCCGAUUCCACACAGUCGACCGGACGAUCCAUAUCUUCUUCCUCCGUCGCCCCGGAAAUUCCCUCGCCGGCGCCUUACAGUAAAGCGAAAUGCAAUAGAUAGAUAGGUGGCGUUUCGAUACGUGUCUCCAUCCAAUGGUUUUCUCUCCACUGCACUCUUCACAGAUGCUAAUGCUUUGUUCCUCCGGCUGCUGCACUGUUUACUGGAUUCUCUCCGUCAAGUGAAGGAGAGAUGAAUUGCCAGCUCAACAGAAAUCUCCAGCUGCUGAAAGUAGUCCCGCCAGUUUUGGGUGGAUUUAAACCUUCGUUGGCUGCCAAGGGAAUCCCAACCGGAGGAACGAAUUUGACUCCUUCACUUCCCGCGCUGGACUUGUCCAAUGAGUCAAAAAUCCGUCAGUGCUCGCUCGAGAACACAAGAAUGUUACAUGCCCGUUCGCUUCAAACGGGAUGGUUACCCUCCGCGCUGUUUGUUGCUAACUCUCUGCUUGGAUGGUACUGUAAGUCUCAAGCUUUGGUUGAUGCUGUCAAGCUGUUCGACACAAUUCCUGAGCCAAAUGUGAUUUCUUGGAAUACUGUGAUUUCUAGCUAUAAUGACAAAUAUUUGUUUGAAGACUCUUGGAGAUUCUUUCGCAGGAUGCACGCUUCGGGGUUUCCGCCUAAUGAUAUUACCUAUGGCAGUGUUCUUUCUGCUUGUGCCUCCCUCUCGGCUCCUAUUCUAGGUGAGCUGGUGUAUUCGCUCUCAGAAAAGAAUGGGUCUUUCUCAAGUGGGUAUGUUCGUGCAGGGAUGAUAGAUUUGUUUGCGAAGAAUGGUAGGUUAGAAGAUGCUUUCAAGGUGUUCAAUGAAGUUAAUUGUGGCAAUGUGGUCUGCUGGAAUUCAAUGAUCUCUGGCGCUGUUAGAAACGGGCAGAAUUCGGCUGGUUUGCAUCUUUUCCAAAGAAUGGGUCGCGAGUUCUUGGUGCCAAAUAGUUUCACAUUUUCUAGUGUUUUGACAGCCUGUGGGGCUCUUGAAGAUAUUCAGAUUGGAAGAGCAGUUCAUGGGUGGGUGAUUAAGUGCAAUUCGAAAGACGUAUUUGUGGGGACUGCCUUAGUUGAUUUAUACGCCAAAGUUGGUGAUAUGGACGAAGCUGCCAAGGAGUUCAAUCGAAUGCCUGUCCGCAAUGUAGUUUCGUGGACUGCCAUUAUAUCUGGUUUUGUCAAAAAAGAUGAUUCUGUCUCUGCACUCAAAAUUUUCAGGCAAAUGAAGAAUACGAAUGAGCGAAUAAAUAACUUUACUAUCACUAGUGUCCUGACUGCAUGUGCAAAACCUGACAUGGCUAAGGAAGCAAUCCAAAUCCAUUGCUGGAUAGUCAAAGCUGGAUUUCAUCUGGAUGCAGUAGUUGGCGCGGCUUUACUUAAUACAUAUUUGAAAAUAGAAGCUUUCGAUUGUUCAGAGAUGUUAUUUUCAGAAAUGGACGAGAUAAAGAACCCAGGUAUAUGGGCUGUUAUGAUAUCUUCCCUUGCCCAGAGUCAUAACUCUGGAAGGGCUGUUGAGAUGUUUCGGAAAAUGUUGCAGGAGGGUCAAAGACCAGAUAAGUUUUCUUAUUCUAGUAUCUUGAGUGUUGUCAACUGUUUGCAUUUAGGGAGGCAAAUUCACUGCCAUGCGCUAAAAUCUGGAUCUGUGUUUGAUCUUUCGGUUGGAAGUUCUCUUUUCACAAUGUACUCAAAGAGUGGUAGCUUACAAGAUUCAUACGAAGUCUUUGAGCAAAUUCCUUUCAGAGACAAUGUUUCUUGGACCUCAAUGAUUGCAGGGUUCGCAGAGCAUGGCUGUGGGAAGCAAGCUCUUUCACUUUUCAGGGACAUGGUUUCUGCAGGAAAUAAACCUGAUCAGAACACACUGACAGCUGCUCUUGGUGCAUGUUCAGUUCUCCAAUCCCUACAUAAGGGGAGAGAAAUUCAUGGUUAUGUUUUUCGAGCUGGAUUAGGCACUGAGUCAUUUGCUGGUGGUGCACUUGUUUCUAUGUAUGCAAAAUGUGGUGCUCUAGCAUUUGCAAGUAAAGUGUUUGGCAUGCUUCCUAAGAGGGAUCAGGUUGCAUGCUCUUCCUUGGUUUCAGGGUAUGCUCAAAAUGGUCUCCUUGAAGAGGCAGUGGUCCUAUUUCACGAAAUGAUAGCUUCUAAUUUUAAAGUCGACUCGUUCACGAUAUCCUCUGCCCUAGGAGCUAUAAACAGUUUGGACCUAGGGCUGCAAGUUCAUACACUUGUUACGAAAGUGGGCCUAGCGUCUGAACUUUCAGUAGGAAGUUCACUGGUCACAAUGUACUCCAAGUGUGGAAACAUUGUAGAUUGCUCUAAAGCUUUUGAUCAGAUUGAUGAGCCUGACCUUAUAAGUUGGACAUCACUGAUAGCAAGCUAUGCUAGUAAUGGGAAAGGUGAAGAGGCUUUACAAGUCUACGACCAUAUGAUCGAAAAGGGAAUUCAACCUGAUGCUGUAACUUUUGUGGAGAUUAUCUCAGCUUGUAGCCAUGCUGGUUUGGUUGAAAGAGGCCACUCGUGUUUUCAUUCAAUGACCAGAGACUUCGGGAUUGAGCCUGACAACCGUCACUUUGCCUGCAUGGUUGAUCUUCUGGGCCGUUCAGGCAGGUUGAAAGAAGCUGAAAGGUUCAUAGACAGUAUGCCUAUUGACCCUGAUUCCCUUGUGUGGACUUCGCUGCUUGCUGCUUGCAAAUUGCAUGGAGAUGUUGAGCUUGGAAAAGUAGCAGCAGAAAAGGUUAUGGAAUUGGCACCAGGCCGUUCAGGAACUUACAUCUCAUUGUCCAACAUCUUUGCAGAUGUAGGAAAAUGGAAGGAAGCAGUAGAGAUAAGAAGAAGGAUGAGUAGAAUUGGAGUCAUCAAGGAACCUGGGUGGAGCUUCACAUGAGACACCCUGUUUGAUCAUUCAUGUGGAAUUCUCAUAUCGAGUCAAUCCGUAUGCAUCCAUGAUAAAAUGGAAGACAUGGUCACCCACUUAAAGUGAGUAUAACUAAAACAAAAUUUUCCCUUUUCUUGGUCUAUCCUUGCUCAUCUUCUGUAAGUGAUAGCAAUUCAAAAUUACCUGCUCUGUUCACAGAUCCCAAACUUAAGCCUGCUGGAUACAAGAUAUCUAGUGUAUCAAGGAACUGAGUGACAGUGAACUGACUAAAUGGGUGUGAUCCAUUGAGGUGCUGUAAAAGAGAGGUUAGUCUCUAUCUCAGUUUCUUCACCAUUUUGGUUGGCUUUUUUGUUUGUCACUUGAGAAAAUAAAUUUAAAUAUUCUCGGGUGGAAUCUGUUGGUAUCUUCAUCUGGUAGAAUAUGUUUGCAUCUUUAAUGCAGUCGUGAUGGUUGUGUACCACACCAUCAUGAAGAGAACCAGUGGACCCAAAUGUCCCAUUACUGGGCAGAGGUUCAUAGGAGUACGUUAUGUGUGCUUGUGUAUGUUUCUUUCUCCCACCUCUGUUACCUCCGAGGAUGCAUCUUACCUUAUGAUAGGCACUGUCAUCAUUUGUAGUAUGUCAGAGUCGAUAUGUUUCCAUAUUGAAGUGACAAGCUCGAUCUACCUGACUUCCUCUUCCGAAUGCUGCAAAAGUUUGCUUUUAGCUUUUUGGCAUCCAGUUAUGUGGAAGUCAUUAGAAUAUCCAGUAAUGUGUAUAUAAGGGCACAUUUCCUUGAGAAUAAACAUUCUCAAUAUUUUGCUGUGCUUGCAGAACACCCGAGACCUGCUCCAGCCCUCAAGAGAUGGAAGGCUGCAAGGAACAGGGAGCACAGUGAAGCUCUGUGGGUUGAAGGCGUCAACAGACUGGCAAAGACAGAGGGCAAGUAGGAUUAACCCCACCUGAUCAACCCCAGUGGAUUUUCCCUCAGAAGGCUUUGCAAGUAAAAAACCCUCUCAAAAUGCUUCUUCUCAUCAGUAAUUGAUCACAUACUCGCCUCGUCUGCCCAUUAGAACAGAGGUGGAGAUCUCUUGGAAGCCGCCCUCCGGAGUGGGUAACUCUCAAUUCUAAUGGCUCUGUAAAACCAGAUUCGGGAUAUGCUUCAGCAGGUGGCUUGAUUCAAGAUCAUAAAAAAUGUUGCUUAGCAGCAUUCGCUUUGACUUUGGUGUGUGCUCCAUCACCCGAGCAAACCUGAGAGAUGCAAAUGAAUGUCUUCAGUUUGAGACGCUGGACACUGCCGAGUGUGCGUAGAGCUAGACUCCAAGUGUGUUGUACUCCUGUUGCAGAGUAGGGAGGAGCUCGAUCACUUGAAUGAAACCAUUAUCCACUGGUUUCAAGAGUUGUUCACUCAGGACUGGGAAGUUUUGAUUUCCUACAUAUACCGUGAAGGCAAUAAGUGUGACAGAGUCCU